GUUUCCCACCAUGCGGGGAGGCAUGCCAUCUAGCUGGUGUGUUCUGAAUGACAGAGCGGGCAUGUCUGUCUUUCGGUUCAAACUUUAGUUGGGAUUUCACCACAUCAUGCUGGACCUAGUUCUAAACCUCAGGUAAUAAAACGGUUGAAUCAAUCAUUCUUUUAAGACGGUACUGGAGCCUGGAGAUGCAGCGGCUUCUGUUACAGACUGUUCUCCGGCAGGUGCACGCGGCACGCCCUCUCCUUCUGUGCCCGACUCCAGGCCCAGCGGGCGGUGUCCCACCCGGAGGUCCCUGCAAGGGGUGGCUGUCUCCCUCCCGGCGAUGGGUGAGCGCGUCCUCCGCACGGACGGCCGCGGAGCCGCGCAAGGCCGGCAUCAACGACGAGCCCCCGCCGGUGUCUCCACAAGGGGCCCUGGGCGCCACGGGCAGUGAUCCGCCACCCGGCGCAGCCCCUGAGACAGAGGCGGACCCCCUUCAGGACACAUCCAGCGGCCUCUACCAGAGGUUUAAGAAGACCUUCAAGCAGUACGGAAAAGUCAUGAUUCCCGUGCAUCUUGUGACGUCUACAGUGUGGUUCGGCUCAUUCUACUAUGCUGCCAUGAAGGGAGUGAACUUGGUUCCCUUUCUGGAGUUUGUCGGAUUGCCCGAAAGGCUCGUAAGCAUGCUGAAGGACUCCCAGAGUGGUUAUGCACUGACAGCCUACGCCAUGUAUAAGAUUGCCACCCCAGCGAGAUACACUGUAACCCUGGGAGGAACAUCCUACUCUGUAAAAUACCUGCGCAAGCAUGGCUACCUGUCCACACCGCCCCCCGUCAGGGACUAUAUCCAAGACAAAAUGGAGGAGACGAGGGAGCGUCUGUCGGAGAAAAUGGAGGAAACCAAGGAGAGGAUCACGGAGAAGAUGGAGGAGACGAAGGACAAAUUUACUGAAACCAAGGACAAGUUCUCAGAAAAACUACAAGAAACCAAAGACAAAGUGGCUUUCCGGAGGAAAAAAUAAUGUGUUUAUUCUGUCUCGAACUGAAAAGGGUAGUUCUGGUCAUUUCUGGGGACAGGAUGACUAGAAAGCGUGUUGAAUGUGAAUUGGCCAUGUAGGUACUCAUCAUGUCUGCAGAUUUCCUGCACUCUGUUAACAAAUCUCUUCGACCAUCAAAGUUGUCAAUUUCAUGAACUUCUGGAAAUAUCUUGGUGAGAUCUGAUUGAAAGGUAAUCGUAUCCUCUUUCAUUGUCUGUCCUGUGUUCUUCCAGUGAUGACGGUAUAUAUCACAAAUUGGAAGGGACGCUACUUCUGUACAAUAUAUAGGUUUGAAAAAUAAUUGUUUUUACAUGAAAUACAAGUGAUCAAAUGCUAAAAAGAGAGACUAAAACCUCUAAAGGUUUGUUUUCAUCAGCCUGUACAGCACUAUAAUAAAUUAUUCACGUUUUAAGAGAUGUUUUGAGGGCUUUGGGUUGGCUUUGCUUUUAGAAAAUAUUCAACAUUUUAAAAUGCCUUGUGCUUGUGACAAGAAAGACGUUGAAUUAUUCAUUUGUUUCAGAGUUUAAUAAUAUGUCUGAUUAACUGUUCUGUGAUUGUCUAUUCAGAUCAACACUACCCAGUAACACAAAAAUUCCAAGUUUGAAUAGGGCCUUUAUAGCUGGAUUUUACGUUGCAUUGUGAAGAUUUCCACUACGUGGACAGGCAUCGUAUUUAAUCCAGAAACACACACAAUAAAGGAAUUAUCAAUA
Molecule: messenger RNA, 1726 nt
Organism: Lepisosteus oculatus (spotted gar)
Lineage: Eukaryota; Metazoa; Chordata; Actinopteri; Semionotiformes; Lepisosteidae
Gene: mims1a
Product: family with sequence similarity 210 member Aa
Cellular component (GO): mitochondrion
Source: RefSeq, a predicted model, not a curated record